Messenger RNA from Ipomoea triloba (trilobed morning glory), 1460 nucleotides. RefSeq names its product receptor-like serine/threonine-protein kinase At1g78530. Gene Ontology annotation, molecular function: ATP binding; protein kinase activity. The transcript is spliced from 4 exons. Bases 298 to 1368 code for a protein of 356 amino acids. Lineage: Eukaryota; Viridiplantae; Streptophyta; Magnoliopsida; Solanales; Convolvulaceae. Gene Ontology annotation, biological process: protein phosphorylation. The record is from RefSeq and is a predicted model, not a curated record.
UUGCUUUUUGGUUCCCUGCAGCUUAAUUACCUAUAGUGCGUCGCCAGGCCACCUUUUAUUAUGUGAAACCGUCAAUCAUUCAGACCAUCCAUGGUCUGAAAACCUCAUAUCAUCACUAAAUCAAAAUCAUGUUAGUUGUUCCACUCUCACAAUCCUCACUAAAAACAUGAUUGUCGGUGUUAGAGCAGAGCAAUAGUUGAACCAACAAGCGAAGCUAAGCUAGGAUCAUAUAUAUAUAUAUAUAUAUCAUAGAAUUGGUGUCGUCAGAGAACUUGCAGAUCAUCAGAUCAGAAUCGAAUGGGGAAUUCUCGGAAUCUUCUUCCAUUCUACAUCACAGUAUGCGUAGUUUCGUUUGUGAUCUCGAAGAUUGUGAUCGCGGUACUAUGUUAUCGCAGGUGGAAGAGAAAACAUAUGGAGGUUCAUGAUAGUUUGUCUGCCGCAGGUGGGAAGCUAGUGAUGUUCAGGACAGCGAAGAUGAAGGAAGUGAAGAGCAGCGCGUUGGUGAAGAGGACGAUGAAAUUGAGCAACAAAGACAUCAUAGGAUCCGGAGGUUACGGGACGGUGUACAGGCUGGCAAUGGGGGGAGAAUUAUCGGUGUGUUUUGCAGUGAAAAAGCUGAACAGGAUGAGUGGGGAGCAGGACAGAGGUUUCGAGAGGGAGGUGGAGGCGAUGGCGGACAUAAAACAUAGGAACAUAGUCACACUUCAUGGAUACUAUACUACUCCUCACUAUAACCUUCUCAUCUAUGAGCUUAUGCCUAAUGGGAGCUUGGAUAAACUGCUUCAUGGGAAAUGUUCAAACAAGAAGGUAUUGGAUUGGGAUACGAGAUUAAAAAUAGCUUUGGGAGCUGCAAGAGGGUUAUCGUAUUUGCACCACGAUUGCAUUCCUCACAUAAUUCAUAGAGACAUUAAGUCUAGCAAUAUAUUGUUGGAUGACAAUAUGGAAGCUCGAGUGUCUGAUUUUGGACUUGCCACUCUUAUGCAACCAGACAAGACUCAUGUUUCGACAUUAGUUGCUGGAACCUUUGGCUACUUGGCUCCUGAAUACUUUGACACUGGAAAAGCAACGGUGAAAGGAGAUGUUUAUAGUUUUGGAGUAGUCCUUUUAGAGCUUUUAACAGGAAGAAAACCGUCAGACGAAGUGUUCAUUGAAGAAGGAUCAAAGCUAGUAAGCUGGGUAAAGGCAGUUGUUGCAAGCAAGAGGGAAGAGUAUGUAGUUGAUAGCAACUUGGAAAAGUGUCCAAUAGAUGAGACAAUCCAAGUUUUUAAUGUUGCAAUGAUGUGCCUUGAAUAUGAGCCAUCCAAGAGACCAACCAUGGCUGAGGUUGUUAAGCUGCUUGAGCAAAUAAAGUUAGAUGCUUUAGUAUGAGUUGCUUAAUUGAUUCUUAAGGUGCCUGUAUAAUACAAGAAAUAACAAUAUAUAUAACUUCAUUUUUAAUGUCAUUUAAACAUAUUUGUUGA